Messenger RNA from Exophiala aquamarina CBS 119918, 492 nucleotides. RefSeq names its product E3 ubiquitin ligase complex SCF subunit sconC. Gene Ontology annotation, cellular component: cytoplasm; nucleus. Gene Ontology annotation, molecular function: cullin family protein binding. The record is from RefSeq and is a predicted model, not a curated record. The transcript has 2 exons. Gene Ontology annotation, biological process: SCF-dependent proteasomal ubiquitin-dependent protein catabolic process; mitotic cell cycle. Lineage: Eukaryota; Fungi; Ascomycota; Eurotiomycetes; Chaetothyriales; Herpotrichiellaceae. Bases 1 to 492 code for a protein of 163 amino acids.
AUGUCCAAAUCCAACCUUACAUUACAGAGCUCUGAUGGCGAAGACAUUGUCGUUGAACGCGAAGUUGCAGAGCGGUCAAUUCUCAUCAAGAACAUGGUUAGCGACCUUGGAGAAGAAGCCAUGGAUGAGGCAAUCCCCAUCCCAAAUGUCAAUGCCGCUGUCCUGAAGAAGGUCAUUGAAUGGUGCACCCAUCAUAAGCACGAUCCUCCCUCCACCAACGAGGAUGACUCCGACUCCCGCAAGAAGACCACCGACAUUGAAGAAUGGGACCAAAAGUUCAUGCAAGUCGACCAAGAAAUGCUUUUCGAAAUCAUCCUGGCUGCCAAUUAUCUCGAUAUUAAAGCCCUCCUCGAUGUCGGUUGCAAGACCGUCGCAAACAUGAUCAAGGGCAAGUCUCCAGAAGAGAUCCGCAAGACCUUUAACAUCCAAAAUGACUUCACCCCUGAGGAGGAAGAUCAAAUCCGCCGUGAGAAUGAGUGGGCUGAGGAGUAA